AUGCAUAAUUACGCCAAAACGAUUCGAUCCAUAGCCUGGAUAAUUUAUAACGAUGGUUUUAGGCCUGUAUGUUAUGGAAAACCUUUCACUGAUAUGACAAUCGUGAUUAUAUUAUUUUGGGUCGGUAUUGCUAUUGAAACUGCACAUCCCUACAUUCCUGUAAAACAUGAAAGUAAUUAAAGUGCCAGAUCAUGUGAAAUCGAAGAGAGUGUG
This is a messenger RNA of Loa loa (African eye worm), 213 nucleotides long. RefSeq lists its product as hypothetical. The transcript has 2 exons. The record is from RefSeq and is a predicted model, not a curated record. Bases 1 to 180 code for a protein of 59 amino acids. Lineage: Eukaryota; Metazoa; Nematoda; Chromadorea; Rhabditida; Onchocercidae.